Molecule: messenger RNA, 1130 nt
Organism: Salvia miltiorrhiza (redroot sage)
Lineage: Eukaryota; Viridiplantae; Streptophyta; Magnoliopsida; Lamiales; Lamiaceae
Exons: 3
Coding region: 1-606 (201 amino acids)
Source: RefSeq, a predicted model, not a curated record
AUGGAAACUCAAGUAUGUUUUGAGCAAAAGUAUGAGGUUGGGCAAAUAUAUGUUCGGAGCACUGCUCGUGCAUAUGAGAUCUAUUAUGCAACUUCUCCUCAUAGUAUCAACGAGUAUCUGUCUACUGUUCGGUGUGGUGUUGCUGAACGAGGUGACAAAGUUCUCGAGACCUGUUGUGUUGAAGAUGUUGCCGAGGAGCAUGGGAAGUCUUUAUCAGGAGACGUAACUGCAGAAACUGCUUCAAGUGGAGGAAGUGCUGCCACUAGUGAGGAUGAUUGGGUUAAGAUAAAAGUCCCUGGGACUGGGAGCAGUCCUGCUUCAGAUAAGACUGAUACCAAUGGAUUGAACAACAUACAGGACCUAUAUGAGGCUACGGCACAGAUAAGUGAUUCAGAGCCUUGUUUGUCACUUACAAUUCGAUUAUUAUCACUUCAGGACAAAGGACAUGUAUAUGUGGAUGAAAUAUAUGUGUUUGUGGAUCCUGUGGAGUCAACUGAUUCGGGAAAUGGGGCUGCGUCGGCAGGAGGCUUGACACAAAGUUCUCUUAUGGCCAACCCUUCUGCAGUUAUCAAAAUCGGGUGUAAGCCGAGCUCAAGAAAAAUCUGAUGAAGUGCUUAAGAAUAGUAAGAUGGAAUCCGUAUCAACAAUUAUUGACAAAAUUGAUUCUCCUCCAAAGGAACAUUGUGAGGAUACUACUGAGUCAGCUGAACAUCAGCAACACACUUCUGCAAAGCGAUGUGGUGAGGCAGCAGAUGCAAAUGGUUUUCAGCCAAGCCAUCUUGAAACAGCCAUGGAACAGCUCGUCUCUCGUCUGAGUAGAGUGGAAGAUAUAUGUUUGAGGUUCGAAGAGAAAAUGUUGAAGCCAAUAGAGAGGAUAGAGGCAAGGCUUCAACAAGUUGAAAAUCAACUUGAAAAACUUGCCAAGAGUUCUCGUGAUUUUGGUUUGCCACAUUGCACAAGAAUCUCUGCCCCUGCAUUUUCAUGCAGUGAAUCAAACGCAAGCUCUUUCUACAAUGAUGAAGUUGAAAAGAAGGAUUUUGCAAGUGAUAACAUGCCUAACUUAUCCCUUGAGGCAAAUUUUAAUCCAGGCCUUAUUAUAACUGCUCCUGAAUUUUCAUAUGGUGAAGAUG